UUUUUGAUUUCUCUGUUGUGAACGUCGGUCUGGUGUCUUAGAAAUAAUUUUUCUAAUUUUAUUUACAACUCUUGAAACUAACGAGUCUUCAUCUCUGUUAAUAUCAUUACAUUACUCUCAGCACUAGUCGACAAAAAAUCAAAAAAUAUUGUAGGGGUUUUCGAGUCAUUAUUGUUACGUCUAAAUCAUUCCGUUUACGUUACAGCAGCAUUGAAAUGGCAUCAAAAACGGAAUACGAAAUUGAUUCUCAAAUAGCUGAAGGUAUGGAAGGGCUACUGUCCGAAGCGGUGCGGAAGCAUCCUGUGUUGUACGCGAAACCCUCCAAUAUUCGAUUCAAAUCAAUGCGCUCUGAAAAAGAACCAGACGCCUGGAACCAAAUAUCUGACGAACUGAAUUUGGAAGUGGAGAGUUGUAAGUCGUUGUGGUCGUGCAUCAAACAGAAGUUCAUCAAAUACCGCAAAAAAUUGGACAACGGCGAAACGUUUACCAAAGAAUGGCCAACGUAUGAGAAUUUACAUGAAUGGCUCGAUGAACACAUCAAGAAGCGCCGGACGCGUAACGACAUUUACAAACAGAUUCGAGUUCCUGUGAAGCAAGGCAAAAUGUUGGCAGUCACCAAAAGGAGUCCGAACUCGUCUGUUUGUGAGAACGAGUACUUAGAUGACAUCGAAUCUGCUGAGUGGAAUGAAUUAGCCGAUGAAAAGGACGAAGCGGCAGCCAAAGAACAAAUAUCCAAACAACAACUCCUCAUUCCAAAGACACCCGUUGUACCGAAAAAGAAACUCAAAAUUGAGAUAAUCCAGGCAAUUCGGAACACACCAGCAGAUAAACGCAGAAGCGAAAACGACGAAGAAAUAUUUACGGAGAUCGAAACGCCUGAGGAGCCAGCCGAAACGACAGUUGAAUGUGGUGAUAAACAGACGGAUACAGUGGAAAUUCUGAACAAAGUUGAACAGAACGAUACCAUCGACUCGAAUCGCAGCCGCGACAUUAUACUGGAAGCUAAUUUCGACAAAUUAGAACAGGUCAUCGCCAAAUGUGUGAAUUUGGCAGAAAAGUGCAUGGCUGAAUAUUCGCAGCAAGAUUCUAACGAAGUAUUUGGGAAGUUUGUUGCGUCGUUGGUGCGUGAUCUACCGCCAGAACGACGAAUGAAGGUUCAAUUUGAGAUUAUUCAAUUUACCGGUCAAUUGGUGAAAAGGGAACUCAAUAAAUAAUUGGAAAUGGA
Messenger RNA from Bradysia coprophila, 1225 nucleotides. RefSeq lists its product as uncharacterized. Lineage: Eukaryota; Metazoa; Arthropoda; Insecta; Diptera; Sciaridae. Gene Ontology annotation, biological process: regulation of transcription by RNA polymerase II. Gene Ontology annotation, cellular component: transcription regulator complex; nucleus. The record is from RefSeq and is a predicted model, not a curated record. Gene Ontology annotation, molecular function: DNA binding.